Messenger RNA from Zingiber officinale, 2501 nucleotides. RefSeq names its product acetyl-coenzyme A synthetase, chloroplastic/glyoxysomal-like. Bases 144 to 2270 code for a protein of 708 amino acids. NCBI's taxonomy places the organism in Eukaryota, Viridiplantae, Streptophyta, Magnoliopsida, Zingiberales, Zingiberaceae. The record is from RefSeq and is a predicted model, not a curated record. Gene Ontology annotation, molecular function: AMP binding; acetyl-CoA synthetase activity. The transcript is spliced from 18 exons.
CAAACAAGCGCAACAGAGCUUUAGUCGUCUCAGAUCUCAGCGGCGACUCCUCUCCUUGCUUGUGCUCGGUCCCUCUUCGCCAAAACCUCUUCCCUCAACGCCGCUCUUCUUCCUCUUCCGGAGGGUGUCGUGAUUGGUUUGUGAUGACGACCGGUGAGGCGGCGGCGGCGUCUCCCAAGGUUGGCGGCGCGUUCUGCAACCGCCUCCGGCACGUGGAAUCCAUGUCCCUGCAACCCUCGGGCGCGGGUCGGAUCUCACACCUUAACGCCGUCAUCCUCGGUGAGCCCCUAGAAUCCGAGGAGAACGACCUCGUCUUCCCGUCACAAGAAUUUUCCAGCCAGGCCCUCGUCUCCUCUCCCGAACAGUAUCGGAACAUGUACGAGAAAUCGAUAGAGGAUCCAGCUGGAUUCUGGUCGGAGAUCGCUUCACAGUUCUACUGGAAGGAGAAGUGGAAUCCGGAGGUCUACACCGAAAACAUUGAUGUGAGGAAGGGAACCGUCAAAUUCGAGUGGUUCAAAGGAGGCAGAACGAACAUUAGCUAUAAUGCUUUGGAUCGAAACAUCGAAGCGGGCAAUGGUGGAAAAGUUGCUAUCUAUUGGGAAGGCAAUGACCUGGGUGAUGAUGGGCGCUUGACUUACGCUGAGCUAUUGGAGAAGGUUUGCCAGCUCGCCAAUUAUUUGAAACAUGUCGGUGUGCGAAAAGGAGAUGCAGUUAUUAUUUACCUGCCUAUGCUGACAGAGUUGCCAAUUGCAAUGUUAGCAUGUGCUCGUAUUGGUGCAGUCCACUCAGUGGUAUUUGCGGGCUUCUCUUCUGAAUCACUUUCACAAAGAAUUAUUGACUGCAAACCUAAAGCAGUAAUAACCUGCAAUGCUGUGAGGAGAGGUUCCAAACCUAUUCAUCUCAAAGAGAUAGUUGAUAGCGCCCUCAGAGAAUCUGUCAAAAAUGGUGUUACAGUAGACCUGUGUUUGACUUUUGAAAACAAAUCAGCCAUGAGGAGAGAAGAUACCAAAUGGCAGGAUGGGAGAGAUGUCUGGUGGCAGGAUGUUGUCCCUCUAUUUCCAACAAAAUGUGAUGUGGAAUGGGUUGAUGCAGAAGACCCACUCUUUCUCCUGUACACUAGUGGUAGCACUGGGAAACCAAAGGGUGUUUUACAUACAACUGGGGGAUAUAUGGUAUAUACAGCAACAACAUUCAAGUAUGCAUUUGACUACAAACCUUCAGAUGUAUACUGGUGCACUGCUGAUUGUGGCUGGAUAACAGGGCACAGUUAUGUUACUUAUGGCCCACUUUUGAAUUCAGCAACCAUUGUGGUGUUUGAGGGGGCUCCAAAUUAUCCUGACGCCGGACGCUGUUGGAAUAUUGUUGAUAAAUACAAGGUGACAAUAUUUUACACAGCCCCUACCCUAGUGCGCUCCUUAAUGCGCGAAGGUGAUGCGUAUGUCACUCGCUAUCAACGGAAAUCUCUCCGUGUUCUUGGUAGUGUAGGCGAGCCAAUCAAUCCUAGUGCAUGGAGGUGGUUUUACAAUGUUGUUGGGGAUUCAAGAUGCCCUAUAUCGGAUACCUGGUGGCAAACAGAAACUGGUGGCUUCAUGAUUACGCCUUUGCCUGGUGCAUGGCCUCAGAAGCCUGGCUCCGCAACUUUUCCUUUCUUCGGAGUUCAGCCAGUUAUAGUUGAUGAGAAAGGGAAUGAGAUUGAAGGUGAAUGCAGUGGAUAUCUUUGCAUCAAAAACUCAUGGCCUGGUGCAUUCCGGACACUUUAUGGUGAUCAUGAAAGAUAUGAAACCACAUAUUUUAAACCUUUUGCUGGUUAUUAUUUUACUGGGGAUGGAUGUAGCAGGGACAAAGAUGGUUACAUUUGGCUCACUGGAAGAGUUGAUGAUGUCAUCAAUGUGAGUGGGCAUCGUAUUGGCACUGCUGAGGUAGAAUCUGCCUUGGUUUCUCAUCCCCAAUGCGCAGAGGCUGCUGUAGUUGGAGUUGACCAUGAGAUCAAAGGUCAGGGAAUUUAUGCGUUUGUGACUUUAGUGGAGGGUGUUCCUUACAGUGAAGAACUUCGGAAAAGUCUAAUUUCGGUAGUCAGAAAUCAGAUUGGUGCAUUUGCUGCCCCCGACAAAAUCCACUGGGCGCCUGGACUACCGAAGACUAGGAGUGGAAAGAUCAUGCGGAGAAUCUUACGAAAAAUUGCAUCUAGGCAGCUAAAUGAGCUUGGCGAUACCAGUACGCUUGCUGACCCUAGUGUUGUGGAACAGCUAAUUUCACUCGGCGAUUGCUAGUGAAGGAAAGGUGAUUGUAACAACAAAACAGUCAAGAGUAUAACUUAAUGCAUAUUUCUUGUGCUCUUUUAGGGAAUUUUAGCAUGGUCAAGAAAUGUGAGGCAUUGUGUGUCUGGUUUAUUGUAGUUUUUCUGGAUGCUACUUCAAUUAUGUUCUUAUUGCAAUGCAGCCAUUUGAAAUUGUUACAAAAUUAAAUAAAAGAUCAAGGAUUUUCACCCUGUUUGAGUAAAA